Messenger RNA from Girardinichthys multiradiatus, 1237 nucleotides. RefSeq names its product EEF1A lysine methyltransferase 2 (gene eef1akmt2). Gene Ontology annotation, cellular component: cytoplasm. The coding region runs from base 2 to 841 and encodes 279 amino acids. Gene Ontology annotation, molecular function: protein-lysine N-methyltransferase activity. The record is from RefSeq and is a predicted model, not a curated record. Gene Ontology annotation, biological process: peptidyl-lysine dimethylation; peptidyl-lysine monomethylation. The transcript is spliced from 6 exons. Lineage: Eukaryota; Metazoa; Chordata; Actinopteri; Cyprinodontiformes; Goodeidae.
GAUGGAAACAUCCCUAUCAAUCCCAGUGCCCCCUACGGUUGCGGACACGCUCCUUUGUCUUGUGGGAAAUGUAGGCAGUGACUGCUUUGAAACCUCAGCAGCAUGGCAGAUGCCAGAGAGGGCUCACGUGGUUGUGAAAACCGCACGGAUUCAGAGGAAGAUAAAUGCUCCGAUAAUGAUUUUGAAUCGUCUAAACUCGGGACCAAAGAAUAUUUCAAUGGUUGCCUUAUUGUGCAGUUGGGAGGAAGCCUACCAAAAAGAACUAGAGACGUUUAAAGACAUUGGAGACGUUGGCGAAAUAUGGUUUGGUGAGGAAAGCAUGAGCCGUGUCCUGCGAUGGAUGGACAAAGCUAAGAUCCCUGAGGAUGCUGGCAUUCUUGACAUUGGGACUGGAAAUGGGGCCUUCUUGGUUGAACUGGCAAAACAUGGGUACAGGAACCUUACUGCUAUAGAUUAUUCCCCUGCGUCAGUAGAACUGGCCCGAAACAUUCUGCAGGCACAGGGCUUGACUGAUGUCACUGUAAAGGAGACUGAUUUCUUGAGCUGCAGAGGAGAACUCACAGGUUUUGAUGUCUGCAUCGACAAAGGAACCUUUGAUGCAAUUAGUUUAAACCCUGACAACAACAAGGAGUGCAAAAAACUGUAUGUUCAUACGCUAAAAGAUGCUCUCAAAGACAAUGGGAUCUUUGUCAUCACUUCCUGUAAUUGGACAAAAGAGCAGCUGCUGGAGAGAUUCUGUGAAGGAUUUCAAUUUGUGGAGGAGUUGCCUACUCCCAGUUUCCAGUUUGGAGGAAAAACUGGAAAUAGUGUGGCAGCACUCAUCUUCAAGAGAGUACAUUGAUUCAGGUUGCACAAGUGAAUGUUUUUCUUUUUUUAUUUACAAUGUAUUUUUUUCUGUUUGACACAAGAUGUUUUAUUCUGAUCUUUUGUACAAGACCUGACUAUAACAUGUUGCACUAAAGCAACUGCACAGUAAUUGACUGGGACACAGAGUUUCUGUUGCAUUUACUGCACUUGUGUUUUUUAAUAACUUUUAGUUUGAUUGUUGUAUACUAGUGUUUGACUUUAAGCAUGCAAUAUUUUGUUUUAAGUAAUAAAAAAUAAUUUCCGUUAUCUUGACUUUUUAUGAUCCAAGAGAAGACAAGAUUUCGUUUUUCAAGCUGGGGUUUUCAACAAUCCGUUCACAUUUUUGCUGAAUAAUAUUCCUCAUUCUAAUAAAGCAUCAUGCAAUCCCUAA